Molecule: messenger RNA, 978 nt
Organism: Rhipicephalus sanguineus (brown dog tick)
Lineage: Eukaryota; Metazoa; Arthropoda; Arachnida; Ixodida; Ixodidae
Exons: 1
Coding region: 1-978 (325 amino acids)
Source: RefSeq, a predicted model, not a curated record
AUGGCGACGUUGGGAAGGUUCGAUCAGUUCAUCGAGGACGGUGACGAAGAUUUUCAGUCCUACGUGGAGCGGUUCGACCACUUCCUGAAGGCCUCCCAGGUGAGCGACGACCUGAAGGUGUCAGUGUUCAUAACGGCAAUAGGAAAGAAGGCCUAUAAAACUCUGAAAACGUUGCUGGAGCCAGAAAAGCCAGAAAACAAGACGUACGCACAGUUAGUACAGACACUGAAAGAGCAGUACGUUCCCAAAACUUCCGUGAUUGCCGAGCGUUUCAAAUUCAAUCGUUGUUUCCAACAAGAUGGGCAAGCGGUGACAGCCUUCGCUGUAGAGCUGAAGCGGUUGGCGACAUCCUGUGAUUUCGGAACGUUUCUGGACGACGCUCUGCGCGACCGGUUUGUGGCAGGACUUUGUGACAAAGAAACACAAGCAGAGCUGCUAAAGACAAGCAAGCUGGCUUUUAAAGAGGCCUGCGAUAUCGCUAGGAGUAUCGAGUUGGCCCGGAAAGAAAGCCAGGAUUUUCAGCCCAAGUCGGCGCAAGGAAUGAUCAGCGCCCUUAACCGCAAAACAGAUAGCGGGAAACGCCCACCACACUGGAGAGAAGAAACUUCGGGGAUGCCUGCUGGCACCAGGGGGGCGGAACGACUGCACUGUUUCCGAUGCGGCUCAGAGCAUGAAGCAUCUAUCUGCAAAUUUCGCAAGUACCGUUGUCGGGUGUGUAAACGGGUUGGACACUUAGCGAAGAUGUGUAGGGACAGAGGUAGAGACGCUGCGAACGUGAUAGACGAGGAAAGUGACGCGGGUGAACAUGUGCUGUACAAUAUCUAUUCCUGUGAGGGGCGCACCAGACUCUACGAAAUUUGCUUGAAGCUAGAUCAGAAAAGUGUGCGCAUGCAGAUUGACACAGGGGCGUCUGUGUCAAUUGUACCAGAGUCACUGUGCAAGCAAUCCCAGCCUACCUUUAGAGCCAUGCAGUCUUAA